UAUCAACCCAUCAGUCCCAUAAUUUCAUACCUGCUAGUAAUUUACUAAUACUGGCUUUCCAAUACUAAUAUAUUCAACCCUAUUCAAACCAUACUAUAUUCUAAACCGCUCCACUCAAAUAAUUGGUGAUAUAUAGUGUUGACUAUUUGAGCUGUCUCGGUCACUAGCAAUCUUUUCUAAUUAACUGAUUAUGAAUUACACCCCCUCAAAAAGCUCCAUGCUUGAUAGUAGUAAUCAUAUCACUGUUUUUUCCUCUCAUGUUCAGAAUUUAGCUAUCCCGCCUGGCAUGAAUACCAAUACUGGGUCUGAACCUAGUCGGUCACAAACUAUGCCACGCACGAGAAAGGCACUUCCCAAACCUCCUACUGGUAAUUCUCCACAGCGUACAGCCAGUAUAACAAGUGUUUCCAGCGUAUCUGCAUCCAUUCAGACAACAAACUCCAAUACGAGCAGAAUGACAGGAAACACUCAAUUCAGUAUGGGUCCGCUGAAUGUCGCAUCAUACGCUUCCAUCAUGCCGCAUGGGCGUAUCAUGGACCACAAUAUCCAUCGAAAAUCGUUUCGUUCUUCAUUUUUUGGUAUUCGUAAAACCCCCUUGACAGUCAAAGAUAUUGAUGUUCCAAGUGGAACACAUGUUCGUCGUCUGCGUCCACCAUUUCGGUUUGUCCCCAAUCUCCAUUACAAAGAACAGUCAUUUCACGCCAACGAAAAAAGUCAUUUAGAACCCGCAUCAAACACUACUCUUGAGCGAGCUAUUCUUUUUCAAGAGUUUAUUGAAGAUGAAAAAACAUAUGCACAGGAUCUUAUCCGUAUUAUCAAGAAAAUUGAUUCGGCAAUUGCUCGUCAGCCAGAAACCAAUACCCAAAUUCUUCAGCUCCUUAAAACUUCACUUCAAGGAAUGAUUACUGUUGCAUCGGAUGCAGAGAUUUCUCUUCUUCGCACACCAGAUAAUUUUGGUAUAGUAGACAAUACUGAAAACAUCGAGCGUGUAUAUCAGACAUACAUGAAUCAGUAUCAGGACAUUUUGAAUGGAAUCGAUUCAUUAACAAAGUUGUGUCCAAGAAUCGCAUUGGAUUUAGAUGGAAUUAUUCAAGAUAUGCGCCAUCCUCUUAAACGUUUGAUUGGGUACAGAUUUUAUCUUCGUCGUAUACUACGAAUCGAGCUUCCGGUAUCUAUUCCAUACGUUACUGCACGUGGAUCACUGCCCUCAUUCUCGUAUCUGGUCGAGCACGCUUAUGCCAUUUUUGGUAUCACUGAUACGUUUGAUCAAAUUGCUGCAUGGGAAGACACACUGAAUAUUUAUGAAUGUAAACCCAUUGGACCCGAAUCAAACGAUGCUCAGCUUGCAAACUCACGCUAUGCCAUUUUCACACACUUGACAAUGCCAGUAGAUGUAUCUGCUAUUCCAUUACCCAUCACACCAACUCUGCAUCUAUUUUUAGAAUUCACUGAUCUUCCACUUACGCUUAAAGACACCAUUCUUAAAGUGGACAAGAACUCUGAAAUAGAACUCACAACUAAACUAUCGGGAACACCCUUUCUAAUUUAUCUUUUAACAGACACCAUCGUUCUUACUUCUCUCAAAGACGCUUUUGGUCAUUACAACCUUUUGUUUCCUCCAAUGCCGCUCAGUCACGUUGAAGUCGUGUAUAGAACAAAUGUCAAAGGCCCACAAAAAAUCUUUGAGCUAAAACUAUCUCCAUUCAAAAUGCUGGUUGUUAGAGGUGACACGGCAGAUGUUCAAAGGUUUUUAGAUAUGUUUGAAAGUCUUAAACCUGAAAUGGGAAGUCGAGUAAAAUCGAGUAUUACAAGACACGAAAGUGUGAGUGCAAGUAUCAAGUCUGAAAGUAGUGAUGACAGCUCUUCCGCAGCUGCAAAUAAAAAACUACAGAAAGCCAGGCUUGCAAGAUUGAUUCAAAAACUUCCAGCAUCAAAAGAUGUUGCCGUGGAACGUAAAGAAGAUGCAUUGGGUUCUGCAAAUGAAAGUGCAUCACUAUCCAAAUCAACUUGUGUUUCACAAAUCGUGUCUCGCGCUGCAUUGCUUUCAUCAGAUGUACUGUCAUCAAAGUAUGUGCGCUUGGGAAGAAAAAUCACAACUGCCAAUCCACAAAUGAACAUUACUCAAGCAGCGGCAGAGUUUACUUGUCCAUUAUCAGCUAUUCUUUUAUUUCACACCUUGUGUCGACCUAACGUCUACAAGCCUGCUACGCGCGAUUGGGAAAAGCUUUCGAAAUGCCACAUGAGAAUUUACACCACUCAUGUAAAAACCUGGAUGACGCUUAGUAUUGAGGAUACAGAAACGUUGAUUCUUACAGCUGUGAUUACUCCCUAUUGGAACUGCAGCGUGUCUGGUCAACGUAGUGUGGACAUCAGUUUGGUUACACAUCAAGGCGGGAUUGGAAGGUAUUUGGUACUGGUCAAGUCUAUGGAGAUUGCUCAAAAAGCUGUUAAAGUGGUGAAAAGCGGAAUUCAACAAGCACUUUGGACACUUUCAACUGACUUGCGCGAUGAAUUACUGAUUCAACCACCCUCUACUUACCCGAUUGUAUGCAUGGGAUCACAGUCUUUAGCAACGCCACUUUUAUCUCCAAUGCCAGAAUUUCAUACGCAAAAAGGGUUUGAGCAUGACAAGUGUUGGUUGAAUCAAGGAGAUCAAAAACUUGUUAGUUUGGGAGCAGUGCGAUCAACCAUCAUCACUACAUUUGGCACGCUUUCGCAUCCCAUUUCAGCUGUUUCAAAGCAUAGAGUCGCUUAUUCUGUUCGAUUGCUGCUUACUUCUGUCAUUCGUCCAGAUAUUCGUCUUUUUAGUGCUGAACUUGAGGAUGAAAAUAUGUCGUUUCAAUCUGAUGGUGAUGCAUAUACUUUGGUAAAAGUUUAUUUCCAAAACUCUAUGUUUGAGUACAGAUUAUCAAUCAAGAGCAAUGAAAGCGCUGCAUUUUUAGAAAUGCUAAACGAAGGUGUCAAGACGGCCAAGCAGCAUCGUAAGCAUGCAACAGAAACUAUCGAUACAUUGCGUGAGGCGUGGGAUAAAAAAAUUAAAGACGAUCAGGAACAAGAAAGACUAGCACUCGAGACUAGAUUAAAUGAGAUAUCGAUGGCAGUCAUCACAAGUGAUAUUGCUGCUGUUCAACACGCAACUGAAAAUCCAACCAAUGCAACACCAUCUCAAGUUCAACAAGUUGCUCAAGAAACCCUAUCUAUUGAAAAUAUACAAAAAGAACUUGAAACUGAAGCCAAUGUUGAUCAUGUACCUGCAGAGUCAAUAGUAGUAAAAGACCAAGAUUUUAUAACCGAAUCUGCCGAUUUGACUCGCACCACUUUACUGCCAUCGCCAGACACCAAAGCGGAAUCAAUUUUAAACAACCAGCCAAGCUUGCUUAAUACAGAUGACUUGAACGCAUCUGUAUUACGAGAGAUCCCAUUGUUAUCAAACAAUGACACCCCUGUUUGCCCAACUGCGGAAGCACCUGAUUUGGCUGAUUUAGCCGAAAUGUUUUCUUCGCUUUCUGUUGAAGACUUGGACAAACGCAAGGCCAAAGUCACCAAUUCAACGAAAACAGACACGACUUUAGCCAAAGAUGUAUUGCCAGAUACUUUAAAACAAGACAAACAUAUCAGUAAAUCAGUGAGUCAAGCGUGUUCUAUAAACACACAAGAUUCAUCCAAAACCAAAGUAACUUUACAAGAACGACCACCACCACCCAAACCUGGAUGGACUUCAUCAACACCCAAAGUUGAAACUUCAACACUACCCAAAACUCAAACAUUGCCAACACAGCCUAUAAAAUCACUUGCGUCGGAAUGCAUUGCAUCCAAACCAUCUAAAAUAGCAACAAAGAUCAAGAGUGCGUUUGGAACGAAUUGGAGCGAAUCUUCACUUACAGCAUCAAAUGGUGUACGAAAAAUCCGAGAAAGGUUUGAGAUCAAUCGAUCAGGAUCUUCACCCAAUCCUGCAUCCAACAGAUGUUUUAAUGGUAGUAUGAAUGGAUCAAAGAGUCAGAUUGGUUCUAUUGGGACGCGUAUGUCUUUUACACCGACUAGCGUGUCAACAUCUGGAGAUGUUUAUAAGCAACAACCUGCAAAGGAAGUGAUGGAAUACAAACAAAGACAUGCGAUGAUCAAGUCACAACGAAUGGUUAUUUGUCGUGAGAAUAAGGAAAUAAUGAAACAGUUUGCACGCAAAGUGGAGGAGAAUGCUCGACUCAAGAUCGAAGAAGGUGAAAUUGGAGAGCAUUUCAAGAGCACUUUAGGACGCAAAACAGGAGUGAUGAAAUGGCAUUAAAGCCGCAAAACUCUGAGUGAAAUGAUGACAUUACAACUCAAAACAGAACGUUUUGUUCAAAGUGUAGCGAAUAAAGAAUAUCAAAUCUAUAAAUAUG
Messenger RNA from Batrachochytrium dendrobatidis JAM81, 4379 nucleotides. RefSeq lists its product as uncharacterized. The transcript has 4 exons. NCBI's taxonomy places the organism in Eukaryota, Fungi, Chytridiomycota, Chytridiomycetes, Rhizophydiales. The coding region runs from base 191 to 4282 and encodes 1363 amino acids. The record is from RefSeq and is a predicted model, not a curated record.